Molecule: messenger RNA, 1958 nt
Organism: Ruditapes philippinarum (Manila clam)
Lineage: Eukaryota; Metazoa; Mollusca; Bivalvia; Venerida; Veneridae
Product: heat shock 70 kDa protein 12B-like
Exons: 6
Coding region: 8-1741 (577 amino acids)
Molecular function (GO): ATP-dependent protein folding chaperone; ATP binding
Source: RefSeq, a predicted model, not a curated record
CUGAAGAAUGAGUUCCAUACUCGUUGCAGCAAUUGAUUUCGGAACGACAUAUUCCGGAUGGGCCUUUUCUUUCAAGGGUGACUUUCAUAAUAAUCCAACAAAAGUUUGCGCCAGAAAUUGGAUCGGCAAUCAACUCAUCUCGGCUAAAGCACCAACAUGUGUUCUGAUUGAACCGGAUGGGAAAACGUUGGAUUCUUUCGGAUACAAGGCGGAGAACAAGUAUGCGGAUCUUUCGGAAGAAAGGGCUCACGAACCAUGGUACUACUUCUGGAGAUUUAAAAUGAUGCUUUAUGAUAAGAUGAAAAUUCAAAGGCACGUCAUGCUUGAAGAUGAAACAGGAAAAAUGUUACCUGCAAAAUCAGUGUUCUCACUUGCAAUUGAGUUUCUGAAGAAAGAUCUUCUAAAAGAGUGUCACAAACAACUUGCAGAUGACUUAUCAGAAGAUGAUAUUAAAUGGGUUCUAACAGUGCCUGCAAUAUGGAAUGAUGGAGCAAAACAGUUUAUGAGGGAAGCAGCAGAACAAGCUGGUAUUCCAAGGUCACAGUUAAAGAUUGCACUUGAACCGGAAGCAGCCUCUCUUUACUGUCGAUAUUUGCCCGUUCAGAAAGGCCAUGAAGAAAAUUUCUUAGCUUCAUUUGAACCGGGAACGAAGUAUAUUGUCUUAGAUGCUGGAGGAGGUACUAUUGAUAUCACGGUUCAUCAAGUCAUAGUAGAUGGUAAACUCCGAGAGUUACACAAAGCUAGUGGGGGGGCCUGGGGAGGAACUAUGGUAGACAAAGCUUACGAACGAUUCCUUUCAGAUAUAGCAGGGCCAGAGGCAUUUCAGCAGUUUAAGAAAGAGCAUAUAGAUGACUAUAUUGAUCUGUUCCGAACGUUUGAAGUCAAGAAACGGGAAACGUCACCAGGUCAUUUAGGCAAAGUGACAUUUCGCAUACCGCCGACUUUUGUUAAAACUAUCAAAGGUGCUACUGGAUUGUCGAUAAAGGACAAAAUCAUGUCAUCACCUUUCAAUGGACAGGUUACAUACGUAAGCGGUAAACUAAGAGUUGAUGGUCAAGUUGCUCAGUCAUUUUUCAAACAAUCAGUAGAUAGUAUUGUACAGCAUUUAGAGUCGUUAUUGGGAGAAAGGCUGAAUAAAGAAUGUACAGCUAUUGUUAUGGUUGGUGGAUUUUCGGAGUCAAUCAUUCUUCAAGAUGCUGUCAAAUGCGCAUUUGGAAGAAGGUACAAUGUAAUUAUACCAGAAGGGGCUGGUUUAGCUGUCUUGAAAGGAGCUGUUAUUUUUGGUCAUCGGCCAAGCACAAUCUCCGAGCGCAUAUGCAAGUACACAUAUGGACAGAGCGUUUGCCAUGAAACAACUCUUGAUUGUAAUCAUCCCCCGACCAGGAUAGAAUUGAUUGAUGGAAAAUUACACUGUAUUAAUAUUUUCGUGAAACACAUAACUAUUGGACAGACAGUAAAAUUAGAAGAAGAACAAACGGAAAUAAUCACAAACCCUACUUAUGCUGACCAAACAACUAUUGAUAGGAAAAUAUAUGCAUCAAAAUCGCCUGACCCUCGUUUAGUCACUGAACCAGGUUGUACUAAAAUAGGCCAUUUUGUAAUACCUAUUCCAGAUAUUUCACUUGGAACAGACAGACUAUUCGGUACAAGGUUUAUAUUUGGUGACACAGAGAUUGCCGUAAAAAGUGAAGAUAAACAAACAGGAGAAGUUCAAAUUCAUUCUAUCGACUUUUUGGAAUGAUAUUUGUUCUGUAUUCCUUGUCUGGUAAAGUGAAGAUUUUUUUAGUUCCGCAUAUCGUUGUUUUUAAUCAAUCAAGAUAAUUAUAUGUAAAAUAGUUCGAUCAGUUUUCCAUUCACUUGCACAACGACGUGGUUAAGAAUGAAAAUUAUUUACCUUUUAACUUCCUUUAAUUCAUUGCGUAAACUAUGAUUAUAAGUUUAUUUACUUUGUAGAACGC